GCAAUUGGUUGGGAUGUUGAGAUAAUGACAACCAAAGAGAAACAGCAGACAUCGGAGCGAGCAUAUAGUGAAAGCUAUUGCUUUCUUAAAAAAGGUGGUAAAUUUGGAUGUUGUCUCAUAGUUAACAUUAACAAAACAUUGAAGACGAUAGGAGACGGACAUUCAAUAAAGAAAUUUCGAACUGGUGCUGAGGCAGAGGUCAGGAAACUAGAAGAUGUAUUUGGAUGGACAAAUUACCAAACAGAAGUAAUCAAAGAAGAAGAUGGGAAAAAAUGUGUACUUACUGAAAUAGAUGAAUACAUAAAAAAAAGAUGUGCAGGAAAAAACUCUCCAGAGGAAGGAAAUUUCCAGACAUGUGACAUCUUCAUAUGUGUUGUAUUAGCAUUUGGAGGACCGGGUUUUUUCUACAACAGCAAAGGCAACAAAAUUCCAUUGUCCACAGUUGUGAGGAAAUUUCAAUCUUGUCAAGCCCUUCACCUUAAGCCAAAAUUGUUUAUUGUUCAGUCAUGUGACAUUGAUCUGCAACCCAUUGGAAAGCAUUUGUUUGGUGAUGUAGAGGGUGGAUCUAAACUUUUGUCUCGGUGGCCUCGAGAAGCAGAUGUUCUCAUCUAUGAGUCCAAUAUUUCAGGAGAAUAUGACUGGCAUCCAUGUCUGAUAAAACUCUCCUCAGAGAAUCCUCAGGGCAAAGCAGCUCUCCAAUCCUGCACUUUCAUAAAGUAUUUUUGUAAUACUAUGAAAAGCUUGCAAGACGAAAAAAAAGUUUCCAAGAAAAAAGUGGAUGAAGAUUCCAAGGAAGAGGAAAAUUACAUUGAAUUUAAUGAAGUUAUUUUGAGAACAAAUAAAAAAUUGGAAAAGUUCAUAAAAAAUCGAAUGAACUGGGAUCUGGUAGAUGGAACAUGGAACACUAUUCCCAGGCUGCCUGUAGUAACAGAUCAACUGUCAAAGCAGCUGUUUCUUCCUCGUUUCUAUUAAUAACUUUUCAUCAUUGAUUCUUAUGGAAUCAUUAUAUCCACAAUAUUUGAUUGCGGAAUCAAAGCUCAAUUGAAUACUCCUUGAAAGAAAAGCUAUUGUCUUAAAAAAAAUGAAUAUAUAUAUAGAGAGAGAGAGAG
This is a messenger RNA of Saccostrea echinata, 1109 nucleotides long. RefSeq lists its product as uncharacterized. Gene Ontology annotation, molecular function: cysteine-type endopeptidase activity. The transcript is spliced from 4 exons. NCBI's taxonomy places the organism in Eukaryota, Metazoa, Mollusca, Bivalvia, Ostreida, Ostreidae. Gene Ontology annotation, biological process: proteolysis. The record is from RefSeq and is a predicted model, not a curated record. The coding region runs from base 25 to 972 and encodes 315 amino acids.